AUGAACCCUCGGGACGUGAGCUUCAACGCGCACGAGCAACUUGAGAUUCUGGCCGAGAUCAUCAAGUCCAGCAAUAUCCCUCCAGACGUGGUCAUCCACUUUAUACGACAGAACGGCAUCGUCCCCGAUUGGGGUGAUGUGGCGCUCCCAAGGGGACGGACGGUCAAUCAAUGCAGCAACUGGUUUUACAAUGUCGUGAAUCAACCUGGCCCUUCUGGACCCGCUUCGGGCCAUGGCCAUGGCCAUAUCAGAUCGCAGAGUCUCCAAGGACCCAUUCAAGCGUCCUCUCUGAAACGUCCGUUUAGUCCGGAUCAACCUUCCUUUGCAGGUGGCCGUCUGCUUGUGCCCAAGCCACCUAUGUCUACCAUCGGGAACAUACUCAAUCAACCACCUGAGCCGCCGAAGAAGAAGCGCGGCAGACCUACGAAUGCAGAGAAGGCCGCUAGAAGCCAGCAGGAGCUCUUGCAUGGACAGCCAUUGCUGCCUCCCUCUCGACGCGUACCCCCACUUGCAAGUGGCAGCAGCAGCAGUGCUGUCGCACCAGGUCCUUUAUCCGCCGCAGCACAUGCUGCCCAAGCUGCUAUGCUACCCCAAAUUCGCGACGAGCCUCACAGCGCAGAAGAAUCCGAGACCUCAACUAGCAAGAAAAAGCGAGGUCGUCCCUCUAGUAUCGACGUGGGGACGCUACGGCCGCAGCAACAGUAUAGCGAGCCACAUGAAGCCGCUCCUGGACCUAGUUAUCCUGGACCAUCACGAUAUCCGAACAUACUAUCCCCUGAGGAGCCCCCAGGAGAAGGGAGUGCCAGACGACAAGAAGGCUCACCCAGGAAUGACCCAGCAACAUACCGAUAG
Molecule: messenger RNA, 852 nt
Organism: Aureobasidium melanogenum CBS 110374
Lineage: Eukaryota; Fungi; Ascomycota; Dothideomycetes; Dothideales; Saccotheciaceae
Exons: 2
Coding region: 1-852 (283 amino acids)
Source: RefSeq, a predicted model, not a curated record